This is a messenger RNA of Anolis carolinensis (green anole), 1342 nucleotides long. It is a transcript of the gene snrnp27, whose product is annotated as small nuclear ribonucleoprotein U4/U6.U5 subunit 27. Gene Ontology annotation, cellular component: precatalytic spliceosome. The transcript is spliced from 6 exons. NCBI's taxonomy places the organism in Eukaryota, Metazoa, Chordata, Lepidosauria, Squamata, Anolidae. Gene Ontology annotation, biological process: RNA splicing. The coding region runs from base 121 to 585 and encodes 154 amino acids. The record is from RefSeq and is a predicted model, not a curated record.
CGGAAGUGCGGAACCGCGGGAGCGUCGAGGGGGGGGGUGUUUCUAGCCGGAGAGGGAAAGAGGGCGGACCGCCGCGUCGCCGGAAGUUCCCGCCUGAGCGCCGUGAGGAGAGCGGAGGCGAUGGGACGGAGCCGGUCCCGCUCCCCGCCCCGGAGGGAGCGCCGUCGGUCCAGGUCUGCUUCCCGGGAGAGGAGGCGUCGGGAGCGGUCUCGGUCCCGAGAGAGAGACCGGAGGAGGAGCCGGUCCCGCUCCCCCCACAGGAGGCGGUCCAGAUCACCACGGCGACAUAGAUCCAGCUCUUCCUCUCCGGUCCGACCCAAAGAAAGGCGAGACGAUGAAAAGAAAGAGGGCAAAGAGGCCAAAGGGAAAGAGCGCCAGAUCACAGAGGAAGAUCUCGAGGGCAAGACCGAGGAAGAAAUUGAGAUGAUGAAAAUAAUGGGAUUUUCCACAUUUGACACCACAAAAGGCAAGAAAGUGGAAGGCUCUGUGAAUGCCUACGCUAUCAAUGUCUCGCAGAAGAGGAAGUACAGGCAAUACAUGAACCGAAAGGGUGGCUUCAACCGGCCGCUGGAUUUCAUUGCCUGAGAUCUGCAGCCGGCUAAGAGGACCAGCCUCCCCUGGUCUUCCUUCACAAAGCGGGGCUCGUGCUUCCGGAGAGAGACAUUGUCCUGCGGAGGGAGCCGGUAGUGUGUUCUGUUUUUCUUGUUUGCGCCGAACUUCCCUUUUGUGUUGAUGUUUUUAUAUAGCGUUGCUUAAAUUAAAGAAUGAAAGCUUGGUAGUGUCUCCCUGGGUCCAGCGGAAGUUGAUGAACAGUUGUCUAAAAAGUCAGGAUGCCAGAUCAUAUUCAUUUCCUGAACCAUGUUGAUGGAUACAGAAAUGCUUUGUGGGGGUUCCCCCUCCACCUUUAAUCCACCCAUUUUCCCUUCACUCUCCUUGGAGGACUGUUGACGUGGUUUGUUUAUCAUUAUUACUAUUUCUUCCAUGUAAGUAAGUAAGUGAAGAUCUUCCAUGUGCUGUAUAUCCCUGCCUCCCUCCCAAAGGGGCCAUCUUGCUUCCUUCUCCUGUCCCUGUCUUCCUUCUGUCCCAAAUCAAUGUGGGAAUGCAUCUGUACAACGCUAGAUUGUCCUCCUCUUUAUUGGUUUGCAUGACAUCCUGGUAAUCGGUUGUUUCCGGAAUCUCUGUGGGACAAAUUGACAUUUGCUUUUAUGCAUUUGAUGAGUAUAACUUUGCAGGAUUUGGGGUAUGUCCCUUCCUCCCCCCAAAAAUGUCAUAGCUUUCAUUGAGAGCCAUUGUUGUAGUGUAACAGAACCAUAGUGAAUAAAGGUGCUGGUUAUGAGUAUGA